Messenger RNA from Durusdinium trenchii, 2445 nucleotides. NCBI's taxonomy places the organism in Eukaryota, Dinophyceae, Suessiales, Symbiodiniaceae. The record is from the annotation of a GenBank genome assembly.
AUGCGAUGCUCGUUCUUGGCGAUCCUGGCACUUCAGGUUGCUUCGAGGACCUUUGAGGAACGAAGCGUCAGAGACCUCCAUGAGCACGGCUUGCUUCCCGAGUCGGAUGUCGCGGGCUUGCGCCUCCGCAGCGUCUAUAUCGCCCACAGGAGCUCGGAGCUGGUGGAGGCCAAGGGCUCUGAAGGCCGGGGAGGUCCUGAAGAGGAAGCGCAAGCAGCGCCAAAGCGAAAGCCAUGGAGGCUCAGCAGGACUCACGUGCCAGAUCACUUUGACAGUCGCGACUUCGAUGAGGAUAGCCUCGAAAACACCCACCGUGGAAGACUACUGACGGGUUAUCCCAAGUCAGAGCUGCUGGAGACGGCCUUGGGCAUCGGCUUCGCCUUUCGCACGCCCCGGGACAAGGUCCUGUCCGUAGCGGCGCUGCUGGCAGCCAGUACACCCUUGGCCGCCUACAAUGUGACUUACCACUAUGAGAAGUGGCGGCCGACCUAUAACAAUGGGACGAGCCCCUAUGUGAACUGGUGUGAGAAUUCCACCGUCGACUGCUUGACCUUGGAGAAUGCCACCAUGGGCGAAGCUCUCGCCGAGAUCGAGGCCUCGAUCUUCACCGCGAGCCGCGAGGAGAUCAAGACGGCGGCGGGCGACCACUACGUUCAGGACCACUUUCUGGGACUUCGUGAAUCCACCUGUGAGAACACCGAAAGCACCGGCGAGCGCUGCUUUGGAGAUGAGGGUGUGGCCAUGUCCUUCUAUGAAGACGACGACUCCAAGAUACUAGUCUUUCAGGCAGGGCUCGGGGAGUCGGACCGGAACAACCUGCUUUGGCAGAACAAGGCCUGGAUCAUCGAAUCCUUCGAGGCGGCCAUGAAGGAGCAGUGGGUCUUGAAUGCGCAGCAAGCUUCAAGCUCAGAGAUAUCUGCGCGGAAAGCGGCAGACGCUUACGAGUUCCCCUUGCGCUGUGGCUUCCUGGAUGAGGCCUACUCGCCCAUCAUCGACAAGUCGGGCCUCACCUUAGCGGUUGAAUCGGUGGCACAGACCACUUUGGAAGACGAGGGCCUUUGGCCUUUGAUCAAGCUCAUCGUGCGCGAGCGGCUCACAGAAGGCGUCACCGAAGCGAAGACGGUGUAUUUGGCAGGGACAGGCUUGGGCGGGUCACAUGCCGCCCUCGUCAGCAUGUGGCUUAAGAAAAAUGAGGACAAAUCCUAUGACACGUACUUGAUUGCAGCCCCUGGCUUCCAAUGCAUCGCGCGGGACAAGUACUCCAAGGAUUUGACGCCUUCAGAUACACAUUCCCAGCUCAUGAUCUAUACCCAUGUGAUGGACGCACUGGCGGGGAGUGUGGACCAGUACAGCGGUACCGUGUGCCACUACGGCCUGAGGAACUUCACCUCCUCCGAGUCCUUCUACGAUUAUUGCUCGCGCAUGAUUGGGCACACAGGGCCGGAGAUCUUCUGGAGGUCCACCACCGUCACCACCACGACGGCAGAGGAUGCCACCGAAGAAGACUUGGAAUUGAUCGCCGAGUACGCGCAAAACAUCUCCUCGGCGCAGGAGGCCUUUGAUCAAUGCCACCGCUUCACGCACUCCGUGUGGUACGCCUUGAUCCUACUCUCCAGCGAGGAUGUUCUGAACCUCGAUGGGACCACCGAUGGCGGAUGCGAAACGGUCGAUCCCAUCGAUGCGGAUGAUAAGUAUACUGUAUGCCCAAACACUGACCAAGCGACCACCGACUGUGAGAACUUCUUCGCGCCCAGCGCGGAGGUCUCCAUGGAAAUGUUGGCGAUCAUCGUGGGCAGCACGGGUGGUGUGAUCGCCUUUUGCGCCGUUGUGGGCAUUUUGGUGGUCCGCCAUGUUCAGAAGAAUGCCAUGGAGGAUGUCGUCAGUUCCAAUGAUCAGGGUCCUCCUUCAACCGGCUGCUUUGCACGCUUGAUGAGGAACUGCGGCGUCUACCUGGGCGCGAAGGGCGUGGACCGCGCGAAGGACGCGCGGCUCCGCGCCAAGCGGGCCCGCGACAAGCGGCGGAACCGGAACUUCCAGGAGAAGACCACCCUUUUGGUGGAAGGCGUUGUGGACAGCGGCGCCGCCAGCUCGGCGGGCGCCCUUCCCACCACCGUGGGGCGGGAGGCUGAAGAUGCUUUGGAGGCUGGCAUGGAAGAAGGUGGCGCUGAGCAUUCCAAGAAGAAAGAGAAGAAGGAUAAAAAGGACAAAAAGGAAAAGAAGGAAAAGAAGGCCAAGAAAGGUGAGGUGGAGGCAACACAGGAGACUGAGAUCGUGGAUGCUGUCUCCGUGCGCGUGGUCAAGGACGACGAGGUGCACGGUACGGAGCACGUGCGGCCGGAAGACGUGACCAUCGGCACGGACGACCUCCUGGGGGGGCGCGUCGUGGAGAAGGAGCUGCUUGGAAGGAAGAAGGGAAGGAAGCGCGACAGCAGAGACACCGAAUGA